GGUCAGUCGGUUUGCAGGUAACGUGGAUAAUAAAUAUUCAAAUUGUUAAUCGAUUUAUGGCAUAAACCCCGCAUACGCAGCCAUUCGCUGUCACAGUCCGACCUAGACUCCGACAGGGAUACUUUGGCCGUGAAAUAUCGUUUCACGAACAGCACCGGGAAUUUGUAGCUGCCAAAGGGACAAAAAGGAACGACCAUGACGAUACUGAUGGAACGAAUUGGUCUCACCACCAAGGAUUUGAUGAUCAUAAAGACUCCAAUACCACUCAUUGUUUUAUCAAUUAUAUACCUGUACUUCGUUCUAAAAGCUGGACCAAAUUACAUGAAAGACAGGAAACCAUAUAGUUUGGCCAGGUUUAUCCAAUUGUACAACAUCUUUCAAAUAAUGGUAAAUACCCUAAUCGUGUACAAUAUAAUAGACCUGGGAAUGUAUAAAGAAUACUUCUUCAGCUGCAAAAUACCCACAUACGAAGAGGGCGUGUUGAACGAAAGGACGGAUAACUUGGAAUUGUCCAUAAUGUACCUGAAGGCUUUCGAUUACAUCGAAACAGUGUUAUUCGUGCUGAGAAAGAAGCAACGUCAAAUUUCGUUUCUGCACUUGUAUCAUCAUAUUACGACGGUACACUUUUCGUGGCUCAUGAUAAAAUAUUACAUACCUGGCAUAUACCUAUUGUUCGGCAUGAUCAAUUGCUCAGUACACGUAAUGAUGUACACCUACUAUUUUUUCUCGUCAUUUGGACCUUCAAUCCAAAAAAUAUUAAACCCGAUAAAGCCUAUAAUCACCACGAUACAAAUGGUAAGCAGACAGGUAUAGAAAUCAGAUCAAAAAAUGAAAAAUA
Eufriesea mexicana is the source of this 838-nucleotide messenger RNA. RefSeq names its product elongation of very long chain fatty acids protein 7-like. The transcript has 4 exons. Gene Ontology annotation, molecular function: fatty acid elongase activity. NCBI's taxonomy places the organism in Eukaryota, Metazoa, Arthropoda, Insecta, Hymenoptera, Apidae. The record is from RefSeq and is a predicted model, not a curated record. Bases 196 to 813 code for a protein of 205 amino acids. Gene Ontology annotation, biological process: fatty acid elongation, monounsaturated fatty acid; fatty acid elongation, polyunsaturated fatty acid; sphingolipid biosynthetic process. Gene Ontology annotation, cellular component: endoplasmic reticulum membrane.